Messenger RNA from Drosophila hydei, 2176 nucleotides. RefSeq names its product nucleolar GTP-binding protein 1 (gene Non1). Lineage: Eukaryota; Metazoa; Arthropoda; Insecta; Diptera; Drosophilidae. Gene Ontology annotation, molecular function: GTP binding; RNA binding; GTPase activity. Bases 120 to 2078 code for a protein of 652 amino acids. Gene Ontology annotation, cellular component: nucleolus. The record is from RefSeq and is a predicted model, not a curated record. The transcript has 3 exons. Gene Ontology annotation, biological process: ribosomal large subunit biogenesis.
CUCUAGAGUCUAUACCAGGUCUUUUUGGAAUUUGUUGCGAACACCGCGUGGUGUUUAUGCUAGCAAUUCCUUUUAUUUUCCUUUUCUGUGCCGUGGAAAAUAAAUAAAUAACUACAAAAAUGAGUUUGUACAACUUUAAAAAGAUCAUGGUGGUCCCACCAGCAAAGGACUUCAUCGACAUUAUGUUGUCCAAGACACAGCGCAAGACACCCACCGUCGUGCACAAGGGCUAUAAAAUAUCGCGUAUUCGUGCAUUUUACACGCGCAAGGUGAAAUACACGCAACAGAAUUUUCACGAUCGUCUUUCGCAGAUAAUACAGGAUUUCCCCAAGCUUGAUGAUGUGCAUCCAUUCUAUGCAGAUUUAAUGAAUGUGCUGUACGAUAAGGAUCAUUACAAACUGGCGUUGGGUCAGCUAAACACGGCUAGGCAUUUGAUCGAUAAUGUGGCCAAGGACUAUGUGCGUCUGCUUAAGUACGGUGACUCUUUGUAUCGCUGCAAGCAGCUGAAGAAGGCUGCUCUGGGUCGUAUGGCCACCAUUAUGAAGCGUCAGGCUUCCAAUUUAACAUACCUCGAACAAGUGCGUCAGCAUUUGUCACGUUUGCCGACCAUUGAUCCCUAUUCACGUACCAUCAUCAUUUGCGGCUUUCCCAACGUGGGAAAAUCUUCGUUUAUCAACAAAAUCACACGCGCCGAUGUUGAGGUGCAGCCUUAUGCCUUUACCACAAAAUCAUUGUAUGUUGGUCACACAGAUUACAAAUAUCUGCGCUGGCAGGUAAUUGACACCCCUGGAAUUUUGGAUCAUCCGCUUGAGGAACGCAAUGUCAUUGAAAUGCAGGCAAUUACUGCUUUGGCUCAUUUGCGUGCCUGUGUCUUGUACUUUAUGGAUAUAUCAGAGCAAUGCGGUCACUCCUUGGAGGACCAGGUUGCGCUCUUCGAGAGCAUUAAGCCUCUAUUCACAAACAAACCACUCAUAUUGGCCAUCAACAAAAUUGACAUACUUCAGCUCGAGGAUUUGCCUGCAGAGCGACAAGCGAUAAUCACAAAGCUGCAGGAGGAUAAACAGGUGCCUGUUAUGUUUAUGUCAACGGUGCAGGAGACAGGUGUGAUGGAGGUGAAAACGGAGGCUUGUGAGCGCCUGCUCUCCUAUCGUGUGGAUCAAAAGAUGCGCACUAAGAAGGUGGACAACAUACUGAAUCGCUUGCAUGUGGCUAUGCCUGCACCUCGUGAUGACAAGGUUCGAUCUCCUUGUAUACCAGAGCAGGCGUUGGCACGUCUUGAGAAGAACGCUGUGAAGGCUGAGCGUAAACGCAAACUGGAGAAGGAGAUUGAGGAAGAGAUGGGUGAUGAUUACACUCUGGAUCUGAAGAAGAACUACGAGGAAAUUGCAGAGGAGGAGCGUUACGAUGUGAUACCCGAAUUCUGGGAGGGUCGCAACAUUGCGGACUACAUCGAUGCCGACAUCUUCGAGAAGCUGGAGGAACUGGAACGCGAGGAGGGACUCCGAGAGGCUGGUGGGGUUUAUGCAGUGCCCGACAUGUCCAUGGACGAGACACUCAAAGAGAUACGCGAAAUGGCCAAACAAAUCCGUGGCAAACGUUUCGAGUUGCGCGACGAAAAGCGUUUGUCAUCCAGAAAGAACAAGCCCAUCAUUCCGCGUCACAAGCAGCCCAAGGUGCGUGAUCGUUCCGUCAAAAAACUCGUGGAAACCAUGGAAGGACUUGGUGUGGAUAUGUCUGGCAAUGAACAGGCCAAUUUCACGAAAUCUGUUAUGGACCUGCGACGUGGUGUUGUCGCUGUUGGCAGCAAGACGACGCCCAAGCAGCCGCUGCUCGACAAAGAAUCCUCAGCGGUGGUCAAGAAGACAGGCCAGCCAUUGAAGCGUAAGCCGACACGUGAUACGCUCGGCAUCAAGGAUGUUGCCAUCAGGAAGAAGGCACAGAUCAUGGCAAAGCGCGACAUUGCGAAGAAGGUGACACGAAUGGGUCUUAAGGGCGAGGCGGAUCGUUUUAUUGGCACCAAAAUGCCAAAGCAUUUGUACUCCGGCAAACGUGGUACGGGCAAAACCGAUCGUCGUUAAGUGCCUUAGAUUUACCUAUAGUUUUAUCCUUAUUAAUCGCUGUACAAACUGCAUCCUAGCAAACAUCUAUACAAAAGAAAUGCAAGUUUUCUUAAAUA